Molecule: messenger RNA, 481 nt
Organism: Staurois parvus
Lineage: Eukaryota; Metazoa; Chordata; Amphibia; Anura; Ranidae
Source: the annotation of a GenBank genome assembly
AGAGGGAUGGAGGACACUGAGUGGAGGCCAGUGGAGGGAUUGGCAGAGAGAGGGGAUGGCAGGACACGGAGCGGAGGCCAGUGGAGGGAUUGGCAAGAGAGGGAUGGACUGACAGAGAGGGAGGCCAGUGGAUGGAUUGGCCACUGAGAGGGAUGGAGUUACAUGAGUCGGAGGCCAGAGGGGGUAUCUUGGGAGAGAGGGAUGGAGGGACACUGAGCAGAGGCCAGUGGAGGGAUUGGCAGAGAGGGAUGGAGGACACUGAGCGGAGGCCAGUGGAGGGAUUGGCAGAGAGGGAUGGAGGACACUGGGAGGCCAGUGGAGGGAUUUGCAGAGAGGGGUGGCAGAUACAGAAUGGUUAAUAAAGUGGAUGAGUCUGGCAGCACAUUUUGAUAGACUGAAGAGGGGAUAGCCUGCGACGAGUUUGCCUUUGAGGAGGAAGUUACAAUAGUCAAGGCUGGAGAGAUAAGUUGGGAGUGAAGAA